Tripterygium wilfordii is the source of this 2125-nucleotide messenger RNA. RefSeq names its product cationic amino acid transporter 8, vacuolar. NCBI's taxonomy places the organism in Eukaryota, Viridiplantae, Streptophyta, Magnoliopsida, Celastrales, Celastraceae. The record is from RefSeq and is a predicted model, not a curated record. Gene Ontology annotation, molecular function: amino acid transmembrane transporter activity. The transcript has a single exon. Gene Ontology annotation, biological process: amino acid transport; transmembrane transport. Bases 40 to 1782 code for a protein of 580 amino acids. Gene Ontology annotation, cellular component: plasma membrane.
GACUUCCUUUCUUCACAUAUAGCUUAAUCGUCUUCAUCAAUGGAGGACCGACUGGUACUUUCAACAAAAGCACGAGGCUACUGGAGAUGGAGGAAACAAGACUUCUUCCCGGAACCCUCCUUCCAAGACUUCUCCUCGUACAAAUCCGCUCUCUCCCAAACCUACCCUCGCCUCAAGAAUCGCCUCCUCUCACGCUCAACCGAGACCACUGAGCUCGUCACUCUUCGUAAGGAGAGCGAGAACCCAAUGAAUCGUUGCCUUACCUGGUGGGACCUCAUCUGGCUUAGCUUUGGCUCCGUUGUCGGCUCUGGUAUAUUCGUUAUCACUGGCCAAGAAGCCCGCGACCAUGCUGGCCCCGCAAUUGUACUCUCCUACGCCUUAUCUGGCCUCUCUGCUCUCCUCUCCGUAUUUUGUUAUACUGAGUUCGCCGUUGAAAUGCCGGUGGCCGGUGGUUCCUUCUCCUUCCUACGCGUCGAGCUUGGCGAUUUCAUAGCUUUUAUUGCGGCCGGGAAUAUUUUAUUGGAAGCGAUUGUGGGUGCUGCUGGGUUGGGUCGAUCAUGGUCUUCAUAUUUUGCGAGCAUGAUCAAGACCAGCAACUCUGACUUCUUGCGAAUUAAGGUAAAUUCAUUUGCGGAAGGUUUCAACCUUCUAGAUCCACUGGCAGUGCUUGUUCUUGUAAUUGCUAAUGCUAUAGCCAUAAGUGGAACCAGAAAUAGUUCUGUAUUGAAUUGGGUCAGUUCGAUUGUUAGUGCAAUGGUGAUCGUGUUUGUUGUUGUUUUUGGGUUUUUUCAUGCCAAGACUUCGAAUUUGGUGCCCUUUUUUCCAUAUGGUGCUGAGGGUGUUUUCCAAGCUGCAAGUGUGGUGUAUUGGUCUUAUACAGGCUUUGAUAUGGUAGCUACCAUGGCUGAAGAAACUAAGAAACCAUCUAGGGAUAUACCCAUUGGAUUGGUUGGUUCUAUGUCCGGUAUCACUGUGAUUUAUUGUUUGAUGGCCUUGGCACUGACCAUGAUGGUUAAAUAUACGCAGAUCGAUAGGAAUGCAGCGUAUUCGGUUGCAUUUGCGCAAAUUGGCAUGAAUUGGGCCAAGUAUUUGGUGAGUGUAUGUGCACUCAAGGGAAUGACUACAAGCAUGCUUGUUGGUUCUCUUGGACAAGCUCGAUACACCACUCAAAUUGCUAGAGCUCAUAUGAUUCCUCCAUGGUUUGCUCUGGUUCACCCGAGAACUGGAACCCCUAUCAAUGCUACUCUGUUGGUUACCAUACUUAGCUGUAUUGUAGCGUUCUUCUCUAGUUUGGAUGUAUUGUCCAGUGUUUUGUCGUUUAGCACUCUGUUCAUUUUCAUGCUUAUGGCCGUUGCGUUGCUUGUGAGACGAUAUUACGUUAAGGAUGUUACUGAGAAGAAUGAUUUGAUGAAGUUUUUCGCAUGUUUAUUUGUUGUGGUUGGUUCUUCAAUUGGAGUGACAGUAUUAUGGAAUUUCGACUCGAAAGGAUGGAUUGGGUAUGGUGUGGCUUUGGCGUGUUGGCUCUUUGGGACUUUGGGAAUGACUUUACUCCCAAAACAACGUGUUCCGAAGGUCUGGGGGGUUCCUCUUGUUCCAUGGUUGCCAUGUUUGUCAAUUGGAAUGAAUUUGUUUCUCAUUGGAUCACUGGGUUAUGUGGCAUUCUUGAGAUUCAUUAUUUGCAGCAUUGUCAUGCUUUCAUAUUAUAUAUUGGUUGGUGUCCAUGCGACUUAUGAUGUAGCUCAUCAAAAUCAAGAAGAAUCAAAGUUUGGAGAGAGUACAUAGCCUGCCAAUGAAGAGGAUAUACGGCUGGUUCACUUGUAAGGCAUUCCGCUGAUGAUUUUCACAUUCCUUUAUGUUCCUCAUGGUACUUGGGAUAUUGCUUUGCAAUUCUAUGAAUAUUUGGGUUAAACUGUUUACUUCUGCACAUGGAUUUAUAAUGCUCAAGACUUUCCUUCUUCUAGAAUGAUUGUGUACAAGAAUUUAUUACUCUGGUGUUUGCCAAACAGUCAAUCUGUUAUUGUUCCUACACUAGAAAUCCUUGGAUACACUGCACUAACAACGGCAGUUGCAUAUCUUUGGAAAUGUUUCUCACUCAUUGAAUAAUAUCAACUUGUUGUAUAGGGUA